UUGCAAGUUUGCCGGAUUAAGAUAAGUUAACUGAUCGCUCUCCACUCUAGAAGUGUUAAUCACCAUGUGUCUGAUCGGUUCCGGCUGUUUGUUUAAGAAUGAGUACAGAUUCCAGAAAGCUAUUGCCAAGAAGAGAUUAGAGAACGGGAACCACGGCUCUCCCUGUACCCCCCAGUUCCACAGAGGGGUACUCUGUGCUGAGCAACUCAAACUUGUCAGACCGGAGUCAGUAUCUGGGAGUAUUGUGAUAGAAACACCCAGAAGAAACUUUCAGAGUAUCCGGUCUAGAACUGCACAGGCAGCACAACACAACGAAUCUGGAUCCUGCAAAAGGGUCUCCAUAUUAAAAGACAGUGCCCCGGACGUUGGUAAGCUAGAGAAAAGAAAUUCAGCUACCACCACACAAAGAGUAUCUAUCACCACAAGAGGGGUCACCUACAAAACUGGGAGUGAUCACUCUCUAGAACCUGACCAGCGUGAACUAACACAGGUGACUACAGUAGAAUCCCAGCCGAGAAAGGUGUCCCCAGCAGACAGUGGGAUGUACAGCGCCAGCUCCGCUAAAUCAGUAGACUGGGACACUAGGGACGCCUCCCUGGACCGAACACCCUCUCUAGCCCAGUCUCAACAAGACAGCACAGUGGUGGAGGAGGAUGUGGAUACAGAGGAUACUCUGGAGGAGGAGGAGGAGGAGAGGGUGGGGGUGGAGGAGAGGGUGGGGGUGGAGGAGAGGGUGGGGGUGGAGGAGAGGGUGGGGGAGGAGGAGAGGGUGGGGGUGGAGGAGAGGGUGGGGGUGGUCCUGGUGACUGAUAAGAAGACUCUUAUUGGCUCUCAACCAGAGUUGUAG
Molecule: messenger RNA, 847 nt
Organism: Bolinopsis microptera
Lineage: Eukaryota; Metazoa; Ctenophora; Tentaculata; Lobata; Bolinopsidae
Exons: 6
Coding region: 65-847 (260 amino acids)
Source: RefSeq, a predicted model, not a curated record